Grus americana (Whooping crane) is the source of this 3411-nucleotide messenger RNA. It is a transcript of the gene CCDC146, whose product is annotated as coiled-coil domain containing 146. The transcript has 19 exons. NCBI's taxonomy places the organism in Eukaryota, Metazoa, Chordata, Aves, Gruiformes, Gruidae. Gene Ontology annotation, cellular component: cytoskeleton. Bases 878 to 3304 code for a protein of 808 amino acids. The record is from RefSeq and is a predicted model, not a curated record.
CUUCGUGGUUACACACUUGCUGCUUUUUGUAUUUAAAUGUAUACCAUCAUGCCCUGUCUAUAAUUUAAAUCUUCAUCUGGCAGUAUGUCAGAGAAAAAGCUUUGUCCAUAUGGGAAUGACUUUAACCUGGCUAUUGUUCAGUUGACAUCAUUUGAUACAGAACAUAACAUCCUUAGGAAUGUUUUAUGUGUUAAUGUUGACUGUACUUUAGGAAGCAGGAAAAGAAGUAAUAUGAUUGUCUCAUCUAUUGUAUUAAUACUGUGAUUCCUAGAAAGAUGAAGCUAGAAAAGUGACAGUGCUUUCCUGUGUAUGUGGCAUUGCUGGCUUUACAGUAAGGAAAACUUUUAUCAUCUACCAUUAACCCAGCUUUUUCCCACUGAUGGGUGAUGUAUUUUAUUCAGAAGAAGAAUACCCAAGGUUUUUCCUGCAGAGUGAAAAUCCAUUUUUGAUCCUCAAUGUCAUCCAGAAAUGACACUGUGUUCAACGGCAUGGUAUUAUAAUCCCAUGUUCUUAUCUAUUUUCUGCUGGAAAAAUCACAGGCACCAGGGUAGCUGAGCUGAAGGGAAAGUAUAUCCUGCUGCAUAAGACUGUGAUAAGACUUUCUUACAGUGAUUAUUCAUGAAGAGGAAGCAAGAAUGCAAGGUUGAAAAACAUUAUUUAAUAGGAAGAUUCAAGUUUACAGGAAUCUGAGAUCCAGCUGUUGCAGGAAGCCAAACGUCUUAGUGUAGAACUGGAACAACAACAACAUGAACUGGAAAAAGCAGAACAGUUCCCUGAAGAAUCCUCCAGUGAAGUUUCCCGAAUAAGGCAACAACUGCUUAGUUGCCAGAAUGAAUACAAUGCUAUUAAAGAAAGAGAGUAUGAAGUUCAGUUCAAGAUGGAAUGUUUGCAAGAAGAAAAAAGGCUUCUGAAGAAUGAAUAUGAAAGAAUUCCAAAACAAAGGGAAGCAGAUAAGAAAAUUAAACAGCUAAAAGAAAAUUGUGAUGAGCUCUGCAAAGAAGUAAUCCAGAGAAAAGCAGAAAUUAAUGCGAUAAAGGAAGAUAUUUCAUCCAAGCAAAAGUUGAUAUUAAUAGACAAGAAAGAAGUGGAGAAGCUUCUGGAGAAGCAGGCUAAUUUAAAAGAUGAGCUAGUUAAGAUCCUUGGUGUUCCAGCACAACUUGGAAAAGAAACUGAGAAGAUAAAUCGGAAAAAAGGUGAUGCAGAGAACAAGAAAGAAGCCCUUAAUCACCAAAUAGAAGAGUUGAACGGUACCCUGAAAGCCAUUGAAAAAAGAACUGAAGAGAUUUUGCAAGAAAGAGAAGAUGUAAUGAAGGAAUUAGAUGGGAAACAAAUUUUGCUUGAAACCAAAGAACAAGAAUGCAUUACUUUGACAAAAUUACUAGAAAUUAGCAGAGAGAAGGAAUCAGCGGUCCUAUCAGACAGAGAAGCUCUGGAAGAAAAUUUAAAUAAAUGUGUCUUGGAGAAAAAAAAGCAACAUGAUAUUCUCAUUCACAAGCAAACACAGAAAGAUAGAGAACUGAGAAACUUAAAAAAGACGGAGUUACAACUGAAUGUGAUUUAUGAUUCCUUGGAACAAGAUAAGUCAUGGCAUAAAAGACUCAAAUUAGAGGCAGAAGCCAUCCCUAAAAGUAACGGAGUAUUAUUAGAAAGACGACGAGAACUGCAGAAGGAAAUUGAAAAGACCAAGAGAAGUUUAGCUGAACAGGAAAUGAUAUCAGAAAUGGAUGCCCGCAUGUUAGAAGAAUGUAUUGCUGAAGAAGGCCGGCUUUUCAAAGAGCAGGAAAAAUGCAGAGAUGAGUUAUCCAGACUUGCACAUCUGACUUGGCUCAAAGUUGAAGAGAAGGAACAUAAAUCUAGGGAUGUUCAGAAAGCCCAGAUACAACUCCAAAAUACUAUUAAAGAAAUAAAAAAAAAGGAUCUUGAAAUAAGAGAGUAUAAAAAGAGGAAAAGAGAAAUCCAAAAACGACUCCAAGGAUUUGCUAAAAUGUAUGAUGUUAUCCAAAAUGAAAGGAAUAAAUGUAUGAAUUUGGUGCAUGCUGCUCAGCAGAAAGCAAGUGAAAUGAAAAACCGGAUAAAAUCACUAGGAAAUGAAAUAGAAAAUUUAAGGAAUACUGUUAUAACCAAGGAAAGAAAAUUGCAGAAACAACAUCUGAAGAAUACAAAUAAUGUAGCAAUUACAGAAAGUCUCAAAAGUGAUUAUUGCAGAAUUGUACAAAUCAUGCAUGAGAUGAAAGAAAAGAAAAAGCAACGGUGUCUGGAUCUUGAGAAGCUUACCAGCGUGGUCACCCAUGUUGAAGAGGAAAUUGAGCAGCUACGCAAAAAAUAUGAAAGAGCUAUUCAGCAACAAAAUGAGAGCGGUCUUCUACUAAGAAAUCGAGAAGAAGAACUAUGCAUUUUAUAUGAAAAAAUAAACAUGCAAGAAAUGCUGUGUAGAAAUGGAGAUAUUGAGAUGCAAAUUAUGGAUGAAAAGAUCGGUUUUCUGAAGCUGAAGAUAGCUGAGAAAAAAAGACAGAUUAAAUUGUGUUUCAAAGCCCUCCCAGUGAAGAAUGCCCUGGAUGCACAUCUGGUGGUACUUCAGAUACAGUAUUCCAAGUGCAAGGACAGGAUUAAACAGAUGGAGGCAAUCUUUGCUGAUCCCGUGACUGAGACUAGAAAGCGAGACUUGGGAGGGAAGGACCCAUUUCCACCUGAGCUGCUAAAAAAGAUUGAGCAGCUAGAGGUGGAGCUGGUGCAGAAGGAGGAGAAGCUGCUGGAGACAGAUUUUCUCUACAAGCAUGUUUCCCGGCUGACGGACAGAAUCCGGGCCAGGGCAGAGGACGGGAAGCAGGACACGCUGCUGCUAGCGAAAAGGACAAACGAACUGCAGAAGAAGAUAAGGGACAGAACCCAGAAGAUCAUGGCUGUUGUCGCGGAGUUAUCCAUGAAGCAAGCGCUUGCCAUUAAACUCCAGCAGGAAAUGAGAGAAAAAGAACAAUUUUUGAUGACUGUUUCAUCGAGGAUAGAGCAAGGCCUUCCCCCUCCCAAAGAAACAGAAAAUGAGUGGUUGAAAAUAUUAGAUAACGAGAAGAUGCAAAAAGCAGCAGCUGAAGCCAGAGCUAAACGUGCUGCUGAAGAGGAACAAGCCGCAGUGCCCGGCUCUGUCCACACGACAGCCGAACAACGCCCAACCGCCUACGUCCCAGACGAUGAAUACAGUCUCCCAUUGCCACGGCCCUACGGCGCUCUGGCCCCUUUCAAACCAAGUGAACCUGGUUCAAAUAUGAGACAUUUCAGAAAACCUAUUGUAAAGCCAAUUGAAGUCUGAACCUAAUGCAGGAGAGGCCACUACCAGCUGCUGAAUCUCAGGGUCAACAGUGUUUGCACUACAUUGAAGGAACGUUUGUUAGCGUUUAGCCAAAUUCCAUAUUCAAG